AUGACAGCUUCAUCAUUCAGUCCUACUACUACUACAUUAAAAGAAUUUGAUAGUAAUAACAAUAAUAAUAUAUCUUUUAAUUCAAAAACAACAACAAAUUCAAUAACAAGUAAAAUAAUACCGACAAAAUCAUCUUCUACUAAAUCAACAUCAAGUGAUAAUACUACCACUAUUUCAAAUAUAAAUUCAUCUAAUCUACAACAAAAUAAUCAUCAUAAAUCAAACUCAAAACAAUCUAAUCCUCAUCAUUAUCUUGAACAAUUUGAAUCUGGUCCAUCAUUAGUUGAUAUUUUUUAUUCAGCAAAAAAAUUAUUAAAUUUACAACCAAGAGUUGAAAAUAGACAAUUAAGAAAAAUUAAUAGUAAAACUCAAUUAAAUCAUAUAUCAUUAUUAAAUUCUAAAAUGAAUAAUAAUUCAAAUUCAUUUGAUGAUGAUUUACAACAACAAGAUUCUUCAUUGCAUCAACAAAUUAUAAAACAAGAUUUUAUAAAUGAUAUUAAUGAUACAAAUAAUAAUAAUAAUAAUGUAUUAGAUUUGUUAUCACCUUUAUCAAUAGAUGAUUUACAAAAUUCAACUAUAAAACCUUAUCAACUAAGCCCAAAGAAUAAAUUUAAAGACAAUAACAACAACAACAACAACAACAACAACAAUAAUAAAUCACAAUCAUUAGAUACUCAAGCAAAUAAUUUUAAAGCUAUAACACCAAAUUCAGAAACUUCACCAUCAUCAAGACAUAAUUCAAGACAAAAUAGUAAUACAUCUUCAUCAACUGCUACUUCAAGUAUUUCAGAAACAGAAACUUUAAAACCAAAAUCAAAUUUAACAAGUUCUUUAAAAAAAUUAAAAACAGAAGAAUCAAAAAUAAAUUAUCCAUCAAAAGUUUCAAAUGCUUCUACACGGACUCCAGAAAUAGCUACGACAUCAUCUACCACUACAACCACCUCCCCAGCAACAACAACUGAAUCCUCAAAUCAAACAGAAUGUUUUAAUUGUAAAACUCAUAAAACACCAUUAUGGAGAAAAGAUGCAGAUGGAAAUACUUUAUGUAAUGCAUGUGGAUUAUUUUUUAAAUUACAUGGAACAACAAGACCAUUAUCUUUAAAAACUGAUGUUAUAAAAAAGAGAAAUUCAAGAAAAUCAUCAUUACCAACUUCAUCAUCUUUAAAUUCAAGAUCUUUUUGUACUAUUAAUAAUAAUAAUAACUCCAAUAUUGGCUCAUUAAAUGGAACAUUUUCAAAUUCAAAACUUGAUAAUUAUAAUGCUUUUAAAAAACAACCAAUAAAUAUUGCACCAUCACCAAUAGUUUCUUCAUUACCAAAUAAUUUAUCAAAUUCAAUUUCAAAUAAUUUAAAUAAUCAAAGAUUACAAAAAAAUGUUUUAAUAUUACCAAAACCUUCAAAUAAUUCCAAUAUUUCAAAUUUAUCAAAUUCGUUAAAUAGUAAAAGUAUCCCAAUACCAUCAAAUAAUGAUCACUACAACAAUCAACAAAUAACAUCUUUUUCACCAUGUAAUUCUUUAAAUUCAAAUUCUUCUUAUUCAUAUAUUAUAAAUAAUAAUCAACCAUUUAAAAGAAAAAAAUCAGAAGUUAAUAUAUCAAAUUCAAUUGAACAAAAUAAUUCAUUAAUUAAUAGAAAUAAAUUAUUAUCAUCAUCUACUACAAAUUUAUAUCAACAAUCAUCAUCUUCUCAACAACAUCAACAUCAACAUCAACAACAAUUUUCAAAUUCACUUAAAAGAAAUAAUUCAAUAAUUUCAUCAAAUUCAUUAAGUAGACGUACUUCAUUAAUAAAUAUUCCAAGAAAAAGUAUAACUUCAAUUUCAACACCAACAAAUUCUUUAACUUCAAAUAAUAUAAAUUUAUUAAAUCAAAGAUAUCCACAAUCAUCAUAUUUCGAUAUCCCUCAACAACAACAACAACUGCAAUCUCAUCCAUCUCAUCAACAAUCACAUCAACAACCAGCACCAUCUCAACAACCUCAACACACAAUUUCUCGUCAAAAUAGUUCAAGUACAAUAAUGAAUAAUCAAAAUUUUAAUAAUAAUAUUAAUUAUCAUCAACAAAAUAUAAUAAUUGAUAAUAUAGAUACUCCAAAUUCAUUAAAUUCACCAAAUUUUUAUAAUAAUUCAAAUAAUAAUAAUAAUAUUACAUCAUUAUAUGAAGAAACUCCAUCAUCAAUUCCUGAAACUCCAAUUAAUGUUAUUGAUUUAUUACCUUCUUCAUAUUCUUCACAACAACAACAACAACAACAACCACAUCCUCAUUCAUUCCAACAACAACUUCAAAAUCAAAGAAUUCAAAAUCAACAAUCAAUAAAACAAAAAGUUUUACAAGAUUAUAGAGCAAGUAAACCUCCAAUUACUCAACAUCAAGGAAUAGAUGAUGAAUUAAUAAUGUUUGAUCCAACUACAACAACAACUACUACAACAACAAGUACAACUACUAAUACUACUACUUCAACCACAGCUGAUAAUAAUAAAGAUGAAUUUUUUGUAACUAGUGUAUUAAAAGAUUAUGAUGAUGAAGAUGAAAGUAGUGAAGAAUUUGAAAUUUUAAAAAAUUUAAAUAAUAAUAAUAAUAAUAAUUUAAGUGGUAAUAAUUUAGCUAUGAAAAAUCAAAUUGAAAAUGAAUUUUCAAUUAAUAUUAAUGGAUUACCUCAAUUUACUGAUUUUUUACCAACUACUUUAAAUUUAACAAAAAAUGAAAAUAAAGAUAAAAAAACUGGAGAAAUUAAAGAUUUAGAUUGGUUAAAAUUUGAUAUGUAA
Molecule: messenger RNA, 2763 nt
Organism: Lodderomyces pseudojiufengensis
Lineage: Eukaryota; Fungi; Ascomycota; Pichiomycetes; Serinales; Debaryomycetaceae
Gene: GLN3
Product: nitrogen-responsive transcriptional regulator
Exons: 1
Coding region: 1-2763 (920 amino acids)
Biological process (GO): positive regulation of transcription by RNA polymerase II; negative regulation of transcription by RNA polymerase II
Molecular function (GO): RNA polymerase II cis-regulatory region sequence-specific DNA binding; zinc ion binding; DNA-binding transcription factor activity, RNA polymerase II-specific
Source: RefSeq, a predicted model, not a curated record